AUGGUUGAAAAUGGCGUUAGAUUCUUAUUUUUAUCAGCAAAACUAUUACAUGAACCUAUUGUUCAACAUGGUCCAUUCGUUAUGAAUACACAAAAAGAAAUUCAACAAGCUUUUUAUGAUUACCAAAUGAGUAGAUUUUAA
This is a messenger RNA of Dictyostelium discoideum AX4, 141 nucleotides long. RefSeq lists its product as hypothetical. The coding region runs from base 1 to 141 and encodes 46 amino acids. The transcript has a single exon. Lineage: Eukaryota; Evosea; Eumycetozoa; Dictyosteliales; Dictyosteliaceae. The record is from RefSeq and is a predicted model, not a curated record.